This is a messenger RNA of Jaculus jaculus (lesser Egyptian jerboa), 2512 nucleotides long. It is a transcript of the gene Eef2k, whose product is annotated as eukaryotic elongation factor 2 kinase. Lineage: Eukaryota; Metazoa; Chordata; Mammalia; Rodentia; Dipodidae. The coding region runs from base 219 to 2396 and encodes 725 amino acids. The transcript is spliced from 18 exons. The record is from RefSeq and is a predicted model, not a curated record. Gene Ontology annotation, molecular function: elongation factor-2 kinase activity; calcium ion binding; ATP binding. Gene Ontology annotation, biological process: protein phosphorylation.
CUCAGUUCUCUCCCACGUCACUUGCUGUGCUCUCCUCUGCGGGGUGAAUGAGAAAGCUGAGUUUCCGAGGGGUCAGCAAUUAGCCCAACAUGGCCCAGGGGUCAUGGAAGAGCUGGGACGUGGACUAUCUCUUCAUCCCAAGGACCGUCACAGCUACACUUGCGCAGUCACUCUGGCUGCACAGUGGCCCCCUCCGGUGAUACAGCUACCUCUGGGACAUGGCAGACGAAGACCUCAUCUUCCGCCUGGAAGGUGUUGAUGCCGGUGGGUCCUCCCUGGCUGGCCACAAUGGAGAUUCUGGCUCAGACAGUGAUGAUGAGGAAAGCUACUUCAUUUGUCCCAUCACGGAUGACCCCAGGUCCAACCAGAAUGCCAUCUCCAAGACGCACAGCUACUUCAGCAACCUGAUAGAACAUGAGCAGUGUGGCUCCAUAGGUUCCCCUGCCAGUUCCUUCCACUUCAAGGAAGCCUGGAAGCAUGCUAUUGAGAAGGCCAAGCACAUGCCUGACCCUUGGGCUGAGUUCCAUCUUGAGGACAUAGCCACAGAACAUGCUACUAGGCACAGGUACAACGCUGUCACCGGGGAGUGGCUCAAAGAUGAGGUUCUGGUCAAGAUGGCGUCGCAGCCCUUUGGCCGUGGAGCAAUGAGGGAGUGCUUCAGGACGAAGAAACUCUCCAACUUCCUUCAUGCCCAGCAAUGGAAGGGGGCCUCCAACUAUGUGGCAAAGCGCUACAUCGAGCCGGUGGACAGGGACGUGUACUUCGAGGAUGUGCGUCUCCAGAUGGAGGCUAAGCUCUGGGGAGAGGAGUAUAAUCGACACAAGCCUCCCAAACAGGUGGACAUCAUGCAGAUGUGCAUCAUGGAGCUGAAGGACAGACCCGGCCAGCCCCUCUUCCACCUGGAGCACUACAUCGAGGGCAAGUAUAUCAAGUACAACUCCAACUCAGGCUUCGUCCGUGACGACAACCUCCGCCUGACCCCGCAGGCCUUCAGCCACUUUACCUUCGAGCGAUCCGGUCAUCAGCUGAUUGUGGUGGACAUCCAGGGUGUGGGUGACCUCUAUACUGAUCCGCAGAUCCACACGGAGACAGGCACUGACUUUGGAGAUGGCAACCUUGGUGUUCGGGGGAUGGCCCUCUUCUUCUCCUCGCAUGCCUGCAACCGGAUUUGCCAGAGCAUGGGCCUCACGCCAUUUGACCUCUCACCACGGGAACGAGACGCAGUGAAUCAGAACACCGUGCUGCUGCAGUCAGCCAAGACCAUCUUGAGGGGGACAGAGGAGAAGUGUGGGAGCCCCUGCAUAAGGACCCACUCUGGCAGCCGGCCCCCCCUGCUCCUUCGCCUUUCAGAGAACUCUGGAGAUGAGAACAUGAGCGACGUGACCUUCGACUCUCUCCCUUCCUCGCCAUCUUCAGCCACACCACACAGCCAGAAGUUGGACCACCUCCAUUGGCCUGUAUUCAGUGACCUCGAUAACAUGGCAUCUAGAGACCACAACCAUGUGGACAUUCACCAGGAUUCUGAGGCCAGUGGGGACAGUGGAUAUCCCAGUGAGAAGCGCAGUGAGCUGGGUGACCCUGAGCCUCGAGAACACGGUCACUCCAAUGGUUACCGAAGGCAUGAAUCAGAUGAGGACAGCCUGGGCAGCUCUGGACGGGUCUGUGUGGAGACAUGGAACCUCCUCAAUCCCUCCCGCCUGCACCUGCCGAGGCCCUCGGCUGUGGCCCUGGAAGUGCAAAGGCUUAAUGCUCUGGAGCUUGAAAGGAAAAUCGGGAAGUCUGUUUUGGGGAAGGUCCAUCUGGCCAUGGUGCACUACCACGAGGGUGGGCGCUUCUGUGAGAAGGGCGAGGAGUGGGACCGAGAGUCGGCCGUCUUCCAUCUGGAGCACGCAGCUGACCUGGGAGAGCUGGAGGCCAUUGUGGGCCUGGGACUCAUGUACUCACAGCUUCCCCACCACAUCCUGACUGAUGUCUCUCUGGAGGAGACAGAAGAGAAUAAAACAAAAGGAUUUGAUUACUUACUGAAGGCGGCUGAAGCUGGCGACAGAAAGUCAAUGAUCCUGGUGGCUCGAGCUUUUGACACUGGCCAGAACCUUGGCCCAGACAGGUGUCGAGAUUGGUCUGAGGCCCUGUACUGGUACAAAACCGCGCUGGAGACCACAGACUGUGACGAGGGUGGCGAGUACGACGGCGUGCAGGACGAGCCCCGCUACUCGCUGCUGGCCAGGGAGGCCGAGAUGCUGUUGACCGGGGGCUGUGGCCUGCUCAAGGACCCAAGCAGAUCAGGAGACUUAUACACCCAGGCAGCUGAGGCGGCGAUGGAAGCCAUGAAGGGCCGGCUGGCCAACCAGUACUAUGAGAAGGCAGAAGAGGCCUGGGCCCAGAUGGAGGAAUAACCAAUGGGCCAGGAAGUCGCUGUUAGCUAUACCAAAGGGCUGGGGUGGGGUGGUGCUUAUUUAGUUUGAGAGGGGAAUAGUAUUUUUACUAUGCUAUAAAUCCACUUUUGUAUUUC